Molecule: messenger RNA, 614 nt
Organism: Moneuplotes crassus
Lineage: Eukaryota; Ciliophora; Spirotrichea; Euplotida; Euplotidae
Source: the annotation of a GenBank genome assembly
AAAUGAAAUUAGCACAUCCAAAGCCAAGUGUAAACUCUUUUUCUCCUUCUUUCACUCCAAAAAGAAGGAUCAAAAUCAGGUGAUUCUUGGACAGAAAGAAGAGUCAUGACACCAGAGAGGACCAGAGAGCAAUCUUAGACUUUAAAAGUUCUAGAAACUUUAAAGAAAGUUUUAUGUCUCAGUUAUCAUCCCAAUUUCCUGACAUCAAAUUCAAGAGAACUGAGAGAGCACUUUCCCCAAAAAUACCUAAGAGGAAGAAAAUGAUACUUUACAAGGACAUCCUUCGUAAGAAGGUGAGAUCUCAUGAAGAACCUUGACUAGAUGAGCAACAAAAGAUGGCAGUCUAUCUCCAAAACAUGCAUACGAGCAUCAAGGACAAAGCUCAUAGUAAAGUAAAAGACUGCAUGAAAAGGAACUUAAAAUGCCCAGGAUUCUUACAACGAGUAAGAAGAAGGAUCCAGCUCAACUCACCUUCAAGGAACUUGACCGGGAUUCCUACUACAAUCACUUCAACUUAUCUCCGAAAUCUUAAGCCAAAGUGUUCAAAAAGGUCUAAAAUGCAGUGACUUGACCCACAAUGCUAAUUAACUUCUUUAUUAAUACCAAAAUUUCUC